This is a messenger RNA of Solanum tuberosum (potato), 1890 nucleotides long. Its product is annotated as serine carboxypeptidase-like 40. Gene Ontology annotation, biological process: proteolysis. NCBI's taxonomy places the organism in Eukaryota, Viridiplantae, Streptophyta, Magnoliopsida, Solanales, Solanaceae. Bases 1 to 1890 code for a protein of 629 amino acids. Gene Ontology annotation, cellular component: vacuole. The transcript has 11 exons. Gene Ontology annotation, molecular function: serine-type carboxypeptidase activity. The record is from RefSeq and is a predicted model, not a curated record.
AUGGCUACAAUUGAAAAAACCGUGGAUGUCAAGAUGGGAGACCUUAACAAGCCAUUUCGGUUCAAUGGCUUUUGUGAUGCAGAUUGGAACACUUUAUCAGGUGAUUCCUGUUCUACCACUGGUUAUGUCUUUACUUUAGGUGGUGGUGCUGUUUGUUGGAGAUCAAAAAAGCAAACUAUAAUUGCUAACUCUACCAUGGAGGCUGAACUAAUUGCUUUAGCUUCAGCUAGUGAGGAAGCGAAUUGGUUGAGAGAUUUGUUAUUUCAAAUACCUUAUUUUGAAAAACCAAUUCCUCCUAUUUUAAUUCAUUGUGAUAGCACCGUUGCAAUUGGUAGAGUUCAAAACCGUUAUUACAGGGGUAAAUCCAGACCUAUAAGGAGGAAACACAGUAAUUUGUGUUGCUCAUUGUUUGGCACUUUGUUGGUAGCCAUUUUGGAGAACACUUUUGUAACUCUUGUUGAUUUUAGUGGAGCUUUGGCUUUGUGCCUUGGAAAAAAGCAAGGUGAUGUUCUUGGCAAAUUUUACAAGGCCAAACAAAAGAAUUCACCCUAUGGCAAGAGUUAUUUUAAGGCGGCAGGCGAUGAAAAUGUAGAAUUAGACAAAGUUAUUCUUCCACAGGAGGGAUCAAAAGCAAAAGAUUGGAUCAAUAAAUUGCCUGGACAACCACCAGUAAAGUUUCAACAAUAUGGUGGUUAUGUUACUGUCAAUCAAUCUGCUGGUCGUGCUUUCUAUUAUUACUUCACUGAAGCUGAAAAUUCCGAGGCAUUGCCGUUGCUUCUUUGGCUUAAUGGAGGUCCUGGUUGUUCUUCUAUGGCAUAUGGGGCAAUGGAGGAACUUGGACCAUUUAGAGUUAAUAGUGAUGGGAAAACAUUACACAGGAAUAGUUAUGCGUGGAACCGUGCUGCCAAUGUGUUGUUCUUGGAGUCACCUGCUGGAGUAGGAUUUUCAUAUACAAAUACAAGCAGUGAUCUCAACACAACUGGAGAUAGUAGAACCGCUAAUGAUAAUGUUGUGUUUUUACUCAAUUGGCUCGAGAGAUUUCCCGAGUACAAGAACAGAGAUUUUUACAUUUCUGGUGAGAGUUAUGCUGGACAUUAUGUACCUCAAUUGGCACAUGAAAUUCUUAAGCAUAACAAGCUAGCAAACAAGACUCUUAUCAAUCUUAAAGGAAUAAUUAUUGGGAAUGCAGUGAUCAAUGAUGAUACAGACAUAAUAGGAAUGUAUGAAUACUUUGCAUCUCAUGCAUUAAUUUCAGAUGAAACUUAUCAUGACAUCCAGAAUAGUUGUUUCGUCCAAAACUACAACGAGAGCAAGUGCAAUAGUGCAAUUGCAAUUUCAGACAACAAUAUCAACCAUCUUGACAUCUACAACAUUUAUUUUCCCCUUUGUAAGAAUGGCAAUCUCACGAAAUACCCAAAGAUACCGCCAAUUGACCCCUGCUCGGCGGAUUACAUUUAUGCUUACUUGAACAGGCGGGAUGUUCAAGAUGCACUCCAUGCCAAUGUUACCAACAUCAAAUAUGAGUGGGAAUCUUGCAGCAAUUCACUCUUUUACAAUUGGAAAGACAGCCCAGUUACUAUAGUUCCUCUCCUCAGGGAGUCUUUGGAAAAUGGUGUUCGAGUGUGGAUUUUUAGUGGUGAUACAGAUGGAAGGGUGCCUGUAACUUCUUCAAAGAGAUCUAUACAAGCAAUGAACCUUACAGUAGAUCAACCGUGGCGUUCUUGGUUGAAUGGAGGAGAGGUUGGAGGAUAUGUUGAGACAUAUAAAGGAGGUCUAACAUUUGCAACAGUAAGAGGCGCGGGACAUGAAGUUCCAAGUUAUCAGCCUGCUAGAGCCCUUUCCCUUAUUUCUCACUUCCUUUCUGGCACAUUACCCCCUGGAGAUCAUUAG